Messenger RNA from Medicago truncatula (barrel medic), 2047 nucleotides. RefSeq lists its product as uncharacterized. NCBI's taxonomy places the organism in Eukaryota, Viridiplantae, Streptophyta, Magnoliopsida, Fabales, Fabaceae. The transcript has 2 exons. Bases 276 to 1658 code for a protein of 460 amino acids. The record is from RefSeq and is a predicted model, not a curated record.
UCUUUGGUAACACACACACGAGGAACCAACAACAAACAAGCAAAGCAAAGUCAUUGCCGUGUUUGACCUGAACUCAAACAGGAACACAACCUUUUUGGCUUAUACUCUCUCACACGACACAAAUUACACGCCAAUCAAUCUUAAAUCUCAGAUUUCACUUCUUGUCUCUCAUUUUUCCUUGUUAAGCAAUCUAUCUAUUUCUAUUUCUAUAUGCAGCUGAUCGAUCUACUUCUUCCUCUUUUUUCCUUAUUGUCAAAGUAAGAAAACACACAAACAUGAGAAGAGUUAAUAAUAGAAAUGAUGGAAGAGAUUCCAACAACACUUUAGAUACUAUAAACGCUGCUGCUUUUGCUAUAGCUUCUUCCCAUGAUCGUCUUCAACCUUCUACUGCUACUAAUCAGAAGAAAAAAUGGGGAAACUGGUUGAACAUAACCGGGUGUUUCGGCUAUCAGAAAAACAACCGAAAGCGGAUCGGGCAUGCUGUUCUUGUUCCAGAAACAACACCUACUGGAGCAGAUGCUGCUGCUAAUGCUGUUAGUUCAACAGCUCAAGCACCACCAAGUAUAACACUUCCCUUCAUUGCUCCUCCUUCAUCUCCUGCAUCAUUCUUCCAAUCUGAACCUCCUUCAACCGCACAAUCACCGGUCGGUAUAUUAUCCAAAACUUCUGUAUCUGCAAGCAUGUACUCACCUGGUGGCCCUAACUCAAUCUUUGCCAUCGGCCCUUACGCACACGAAACACAAUUGGUUUCUCCGCCUGUUUUCUCGGCUUCUUCAACAGCUCCUUUCACUCCACCUCCUGAGUCUGUCCACUUGACCACGCCUUCUUCACCUGAAGUUCCGUUUGCUCAACUAUUUGACUCCAACAGUAGAAAUUCAGAGACAUAUCAGAGGCUCCAAAUAUCUCACUAUGACUUCCAAAAUUAUCAGUUUCAACCCGGUAGCCCAGUUGGUCCACUGAUAUCACCAAGAUCCGCGAUCUCGGGCACCUCAUCUCCUUUGCCUGAUGAGUUUAAAAAAUUAGACACUGCAAAGCUUCUUCACUUGGAUAAGCUUUCAAUUUAUGGUAAACAGAAGUCGAGCCAAAGUUCCGGGUCUAUAACCCCAGAUGCUGUAAAGGCCACUACUACUCAGGCUGGUUUUUUCCCAAAUCAUUGGGUUUCUGAUAUCAAAAUUUCACCUUGCCCAAGCAAUAAUCACCGGAAUGAGACUAGUGUAAAUCAUAGAGUCUCAUUUGAAUUAUCGGCUCAAAAAGCAUCGUCCUCUGUGGAAAACAAGCCACCAGCAUCAUCACAAUGGACUAAAGUCCUGUCAAAAUUUAAAAACGACGCAGCAGCAGCAGCAAAAACGACAGACAAAGAAGAGAAUCAUUCAAUAGAGAAUGAGUGUGAUGAUAAACAAGUUGUCACAGAAACUCUUAUUGAUACAACGAAGCAAAGAAAAGCCGCUGAAGCAACAGUUGACGAGAAGGAUCAUCAGUCUUUAACCCUUUCUUCUUCUUCCACAAAAGAAUUCAAUUUUGCUAAUGCAGAAGGAGGAGAUUCUCCUGCACCAAAUAUAGUUGCUGAUUGGUGGGCUAAUGAGAAAGUUGCAGGGAAUGAAAAUGCUGCCUCAAAGGAUUGGUCUUUCUUCCCAAUUAUUCAACCUCAUGUUAGCUAGCACGUAAAGGACGAACAUAUUACACAGUGGCUUCUUUUUCACAUAAUUUGACAAUGGUUUUAAAUUUUGUGCUGUGUUACAACUUGUCAAGAGCCAACAGCAACACCUGCUGAAUUGAGUUGGGAAAUCUAACACAGUGAUGGCUUGGGGUUUGUAUUUUGAACACAAUGACCCUGGAAGCAAUAGUUAGUUUGAAUAAUUUGUGUUUAGGAGCUUCUUUUUCCACCCCGCAUGGGACAAAGUGUGGUUUUAAAGUUCCUUUUGUAUUUCUGUAGUUCUUACAAUGUUUGGAUUAGAAAUACCUGUAUGUACAUAUUAGUGUUUGUACCUUAUCUUCUGUUGAUUUUAUAUGUAGUUUUAUUUGCAAUAGAAGGAAGAUUAUAAGUCAA